This is a messenger RNA of Aspergillus tanneri, 1218 nucleotides long. RefSeq names its product aldose epimerase family protein. The record is from RefSeq and is a predicted model, not a curated record. Lineage: Eukaryota; Fungi; Ascomycota; Eurotiomycetes; Eurotiales; Aspergillaceae. Gene Ontology annotation, molecular function: aldose 1-epimerase activity; carbohydrate binding. Gene Ontology annotation, biological process: beta-D-galactose catabolic process via UDP-galactose, Leloir pathway; glucose metabolic process. The coding region runs from base 1 to 1218 and encodes 405 amino acids. The transcript has a single exon.
AUGCAUCUUAAAAACUACCUCCCCGUCGCUCUCUUUGGGAUGCCAGCCCUAGCUGAGGGCUCAUCCUCCUCUCCAUCGUCGGAUGCGGACCCUUUCAAAGUCUACACCAUCACCACAGAAAACAUCACUGCCAAAUUGAUCCCCUAUGGAGCACGUUUGACCUCAUUGCUCGUUCCUGAUCGCGACGGCAUAUUCCAGGAUGUUGUCGUGGGCUACGAUGAUCCAAAGGAUUAUCUGAAAGACACCGAAUCCAACCACACUUACUUUGGUGCCGUCGUAGGCCGCUAUGCCAACCGGAUCAAGAACGGCACUUUCGAGACCCAUAGUUCUACGUAUCAGGUCCCAACAAAUGAGAACGAUGGUGCAGACACCCUCCAUGGAGGUAACGUGGGCUACGAUGCGCGGAACUGGACGGUCACUUCCCACUCCAGCUCUUCGGUAACCUUCACCCUACUUGACCGCGGUCUUGAACACUUCCCCGGAGACGUCAUCACUCACGCCAUAUUCAGCGUUGAUACCUCCGUGACCCCUGAGAACCCCGAUGGGCUUCCCCAACUGACCACCAAGCUGAUUUCACUGGCCUUGACCGAAACGACCCCCAUCAUGCUCUCCAACCACAUCUACUGGAACCUGAACGCCUUCCAAAAACCCACAGUCCUGGAAGAUACCUACCUCCAGCUUCCCCUGUCCAAGCGCUUGAUCGGCACUGAUGGGAUCCUGAUUCCCAACAGCACCAUCCUCGGCGUCGACUCCUACAAGGGAUCCCCCGACUUCACCGCAGGGAAGCUCGUCGGCAGAGACAUCAAAGACACGAACGGACUAUGCGGGGACGGCUGUACCGGAUACGACAACUGCUUCAUCGUAGAUCGUCCUGCCGGGUACGCUGCCGCGAAUUCGAUGGUUCCAAUCCUUCGAAUGAACUCCAGCUCUACCGGAAUCAGUCUGGAGGUAGCUUCGAACCAGCAGGCCGUUCAGAUCUACUCAUGCAAUGGUCAAAAUGGCACCAUCCCCAUCAAACCCUCCCAGGCAAAGAAGAACCAGGAGGAGAAGAUCGAGGGUGCAAAGGCCAUCAACAAGCAUGGUUGCAUUGUGAUCGAGCCCGAGGGUUGGAUCGAUGGCAUUAAUAACCCUGAGUGGGGUCAGCUCCAGGAUCAGAUCUAUUCCCCUGAGGGAGCUCCAUCCAUUAACUGGGCUACUUACAAGUUCGGUACCGUUUGA